UUAAUGUAUCAGACACUCUAACCUCUUUAGCCUAUGACUUUUGAAAGGUUAUCAUUAUUUACAUAUAUAGGUUCUACAGAUAGGAAUCAAAACGUGUACUUUAUCAUCAUUCAAAAUUACCUUUUCGAAUUGAAUCAAAUUUAGGGUGCAUUUCAUGAUUUUUGAACGAGCGUAGAAAGUUCUUACCGAUGACCCAAGUUAGAGCCUCAAGUCGUCUGUUCACUUUGACUCAUAUUUUUCAAACUUUCAAGCUGCACAUAUCAGACAGUGAAAGUGACCGUUUUGCCUAUCGAAUGGGAAAACUGCAACCAGAAUCAGAAAAAAUGGCACAAGGUGUUUGCACUUUAGCAUGGUGGUGGUUCCUGUGGCAUAUUUGGCACGACUAUGAUAUGAUCACCGGAGAGUUCCCAAACCUGUUUCCUCAAGACUGGACCGAUGAAGAGCUUGGCAUUCCCCCUGAGAAAUGAGUACCUAUAAUAAUGUAUGUGCAAUAGUGCUGUAUAGUUUGUUGUAUGAUUAUGUUAAUUGUAAUCAAUAAAUUUUAAUUC
Molecule: messenger RNA, 548 nt
Organism: Nilaparvata lugens (brown planthopper)
Lineage: Eukaryota; Metazoa; Arthropoda; Insecta; Hemiptera; Delphacidae
Exons: 3
Coding region: 189-467 (92 amino acids)
Cellular component (GO): mitochondrial inner membrane
Source: RefSeq, a predicted model, not a curated record